Messenger RNA from Fusarium oxysporum Fo47, 1449 nucleotides. RefSeq lists its product as uncharacterized. The record is from RefSeq and is a predicted model, not a curated record. Bases 1 to 1449 code for a protein of 482 amino acids. NCBI's taxonomy places the organism in Eukaryota, Fungi, Ascomycota, Sordariomycetes, Hypocreales, Nectriaceae. The transcript has 3 exons.
AUGACUGACUGGCUAACUGCAGGUACAUCUACUGGCCGGAAUUGCGACGGUUAUCAAACCAGCACAGCUAGCCCCCCGGCUGCAUCUUCACCAUCAACCGUUUCCUCCCCAACCUCCGUUAUCUCCACAUAUACCACUCAACCCGAGGCGCAAUCAUUCCAGUUCUUCGUCGAGAAGACCCUAGUCAACUUCCAGACCUUCUUUGAAGAUGACUUAUGGAAUAGAAGGGUUCUUCAAGUAGCUCAGUCAACAGAUUGCAUAAGACAUGCUGUCGUUGCCUUGGCUUAUUACCAUCAGCUCUAUCUUACUCAUGAACAGUGGCGAAGUCUUGAGUCUGUAUCUGCACUGAAGCAUUACAACCUUGCCAUAAGGGAGCUUCUUAACCCAUCACCUGAUACUUCGUCACAGGGCCAUAUCCUUGUCCUGUCAUGUUUGAUUUUCAUCUGCAUUGAGCUUCUUCAUGGCAAGACGGACUCGACUAUUAGUCUCUUCAGAUACGGCUGCCGGAUGAUCCAUCAGUUCAGAAAGACUUUCUCGACCAACAGAGGCCACGGUUCUCAUACCAAGUCUGACGUCGAAGCGACCUUCAAUCUUGCUGAUGCCUGCUUCAGACGUAUUGCGGUCCAACUUCUUAUGCUCAUGGGUGACGUUGAUGCCGGCCUUUGGUCCUCAUACUACGAAACUUUCAGGAAUACACUUCCGCCUCCUGAAACUUCAUUUUCAUCCCUUUCUGAUGCAAGAGAAGCCAUACUGGAGCUUCUUGUUGAACAGGCCAGCCCUGGUUUGAAGGGAAAGCCAAUCUACGAAACAAUCUCACAUGCUUCAAAGGUCGAGCAGUGGGGCCAGUCAUUUGAUAACCUCUUGACUGAGCUUGGGAAUAGUGGCAAAUCGUUCAGUGCCGGUGACAAACGGGCAAUCGCCCUGCUGCAGCUUCAUCGAAAGUACCUGGAAAUCAACGUCGCGAAGUACCUGCACGGCCAAGGCGACCCAUGCUUUUGGGAUCGUUUCACCGCUGAGUUUGACGAGAUUGUCAACUACGCCGCCACAGCAGCCGGACUUGACAAGAACUACACUCAAAGAAACUGGGCCAACGAUUCUCCCUCAGAGGCAUAUUUCCACGUCGAUCUCGGGUAUACAUCAGUCUUAGUUUCAGUCAUCGCACGAUGCCGUGAUCCAUCCGUUCGAAGAAGAGCCAUUGCAGUCAUGCUAGCAGAGCGUGUACAAGAAGGGGUAUUCAAUGGAUCUCAGUCAGCCAGAGUAGGGGCAAGAGUGAUGGAACUUGAAGAGGCCAGGAGUGGAAGGGAGGUUAAGUGUAGUGGUGAUAUACCUGAGGAGGCGAGAGUAAGGACCAUUCGUGUGCAUUUGUUGGGGCCUGAAAAAAAGAAGGUGAAGAUGGUGUAUGGUUUUGACAAGGGAUAUUGGGAGGAGGUAAGGGAGAUGGCUGAGUAG